AUGGAUCGCGCGAAGGGAUUCUCCAGAGAAGUUGUCUUUGGCGCGUCGCUCUCUUUGCUCUGCGCUGGGACCCUGGUUUGCCUUACCGAGGCGAAAGGGACCUAUUACCGCCACCCUCUGCCUGUCUCUUAUGGCAACAGAUACAACCUCUAUACCUCAGGAUCUAGUCCGCAGCUCACUCCGGAGAAGCCCCUGGCGAAGCAUAAGAGCUAUUGUGCAUAUGUGGUGCAGAGGAAUGUCACGUGCACUCUUCAGGAUGGUGUGGAGAGCUAUGUGAAAGCAGAAUAUCACAAGUGCAGCUGGGGACCCAAGUGUCCCGGGAAAGUCUUGUAUCGUACAUUCUUCAGACCCAGGUACAAGAUUGGAUACAAGACAGUAACUGAAAUAGCAUGGAAAUGCUGCCCGGGCCUCAUGGGAGAAGGAUGUCAUCAUGAUAAUCCCACUAACCAACCAGGACUUCUGUCUCAGCAUCCCAGCCCCAAGAUGCCUCCAACUCAGAAGAUGUUUCCAGGUCCUAGAGCUCCUCAUCCCAAAAUCCCCGUGGAAUCAUUUCCAGUACCAAAGAAAAAUAAUUAUGGUCGAAAAAUGCCUAAUUUGUUUGGAGACAGACUGGACCACCUAGAAGAGGAAGUCAGACAUCUCUCACAGUCUUAUGACACCCUAUACAAUAUGGUGAGUGGCUUGGGGCAUCACUUGCGGCUUGCCAUUCAGGAAGAUACUAGUAAAAUGAUUGGAUCCCUGAUGAAUAGCCCAAGUGUUCCUGAUUCAACCAUGGGAUUUGGAAUCAUUCCUGAUGGAACUGUGGAUGCUGCAGAAAAAGCUGAGCUCUCCCCUUAUCCGCCUGUGGGUGAGAUCCUAAGCAAAGUGACUGAGAUGAGUGAUUCACUGAAAACCAAGACUAACCUACUAGAAGAAGUUCAUGGCAUGGUCCUAGACCAUGACGGGCAGAUCAAACACUUAUUGGAAUCAGCUCGGCCUUCACCGCUCACCUCGAUUGAUAUGUUAGAAGAAUACAUAGACAGCAGGCUUAGCAACCUGAGGGUGGAGCUUUUGGAUGGCUUUGAGAAAAAACUGAUAAAUAUUCAGAGUACAUGUGAUUACCAGAUCAAGGAAGUAAAACAGCAGUGUGAGGAAGAGAAAACUGCCAAUCUCCGUCUUCAACAGAUCUUGGAUGGCAAAGAACUGGAGAUAAAGAAAGACAUUUCUCAACUGGAAACACAGAUCCAAGGACUGACGGUUGUAGAAAACUGCUGUAGCAACUUGAACUACCUCGCCAAACGGAUGGAUAUCUUGGAAAAGGGCCUGCAUAGCAUUUCUGAAUCUCAGAAGAAUUUGCACUCUAGGGUAGAUAAUGAAUUGUCCCCUGACACUUUGGGUGGUCUCUUUGAAGGACGCUUUGUGGACCUUGAGGCUAGGCUGAAUUUCACAGAGAGGGAAAUAGGAAGUUGUUCUAAUGUAGAGGACAGCAUGAGAAGUUUCAUGGGAUCAGAGCUAGAUGGCACAAAAGCUCUUUUUGAAAACAAAAUGAGAACCUUGGAGGAGAGGCUCAUAACUAUUGUUGGAGAUGUGAAUAAUGUCAGUUCUGCACUGGGACUAGAUGGAGCUGCAAUGCCCCUCUUGGAAGGAGAACUUGCUACUAUAACAAGGGAAACAGAUGAGAAGAUGGAAGUACUACAGAGCCGACUAACUACCUUGGAGAGCACUUGCUUGCUGGGUUGCACCUCAGCAUCCAAAGAUGUAGAAAUCUUUCGUACAGAGAUAGAAGAUUGUCAAAACAAGAACCAGGAUUUACUACUAAGGAUGGACAGCAAUUCAGAUCUGCUGCAAAAACUCAAUGUUACUAUCCUGGAGAUACAGAGACGGAUUGAGGAGGAAACAGCUGGGUCCUUGCAAGGUGAGAUCACAUUAUUAAAGAUCAAUUUGAACACCAUGACUAAAUCUCUAACUGGGCUGAAGGAUUCUGUUUCCCAGUACUCUGACACAGUACUGCAUGUCAAUUCAUCCUUGGAUGAUCGUGAGCGCAAGAUAGAAGAUGAGGUCCAUUCGCUUCAACAGAAGAUGACUGAUCAAGAUUCCCAGCUUCUCUUCAGUAACAAGCGUGUCUUGAACCUAAAGGGAGACCUUGAAAGGCUGAGAUCCAGGAUCAUCAGCGACUUGAGCAAUUGCAAAAGUUUGGCUCUUGACCUGCAGAAAGAAGUGCUCCAAUUCGAUGACCGUGUGGCCCAAAUGGAAGAUAUGUGUGGCAGACUGGGCACAGUAACAGGAAGUCUGGAGCACAUCCGAAGUGAAUUGGAAAACAGUACAGGAAAUAUGUGGGGUUAUAUGAAUCAUAUGAACAAAACUUUAGCUACACACUCUGAAGAAAUAACUGUGCUCAAGAAUAACUUGUUGGAUUGCCAGGCAAAAGUCACAGAACUAGCUGAAGAUGUUGGUCUCUUAGAAAGCAAGCUGAAAAGCAACCAGCAUUAGCUAUAUUGGAUCCAAAGUAUAUCUAACUUAUAUCAUAGAGACUCCAAAGUGAUGGUACCAGGAUUUCGUUUUUAUUUUGGUUUUGGAGAGGGGGAAGGUCACUAAACUUUAAAAGCUGCUAUAAUCCUUUCCCUGAUUUCUUCGGUAUGACUUUUAAAUUACAGUUUAAGUAUGUUUGCCAUUACUGUA
Molecule: messenger RNA, 2658 nt
Organism: Candoia aspera
Lineage: Eukaryota; Metazoa; Chordata; Lepidosauria; Squamata; Candoiidae
Gene: EMILIN3
Product: elastin microfibril interfacer 3
Exons: 4
Coding region: 1-2469 (822 amino acids)
Cellular component (GO): extracellular matrix
Molecular function (GO): protein binding
Source: RefSeq, a predicted model, not a curated record